GUUCGAUUAUUUCUUGUGAUUGUUUCAAGCUCUAAUUUGUAAAGCUUUCGAGUGUGAAGUGCGUAAGAAAGAGUGUCGGCCUGUAUUCGAGUUCCUGGUUAUUGUUCCAGUCAUUUUACUUUGUUUAUUCGUUUGGUAUAUAAAAUGGACGCUCCGAAGAUCCACAAUAAUCGAUUCUAUUCCAAGUGUAGCGACUGUCACGUUCACUUCAUCAAGAAUGAAUUUAUUCCCGACGAUCGAGUGUUUAUGUGUACCCCCCAGUCUGCAGAAUUGGAUAUUAUCGUCGAGCGAAAAGAACAGAAAUUAUUUCCAUUUAUUGGAUUCAACUACGAAUGCCCGAUCCGUCAUCGAAUUAACGUUCAAGUCGAGUCAUUGAGUUUUUCGGAAGCUUUGAAAAAAGCUGCGUUCGAGUUUUUGCUCAAUAAAGUCCGUCUAUGCGUUAACGAAUUUCUGACGUUGACUUUUGGCUGCGACUACUUACUCGAUGAAUUUAAGCCAACCACAUUCGACCGUUCGCUGAUUCGUUCCUUCUCAACUUUCGUACCUAAUGAAUUGUUGAUCAUACCGAAUAUGGAUGAAUUUAUCUCCUGCGCAUUCAACGAUUUACCGAUUUCUAUCAGACCCGAGAAUCCAGAAGCUCCUGAAAGAUCAUCUAUUUCGAAUUCGAAUUCUGAGUCAUCGAGCAUCGAAAAUCAGUUGAAGUCAUCUUUAAAGAAAACAAAAUCGAAAACUGAUGACGACGUACAAUUUGGAAAAAAGAAACCAGCUGCGAAAACACCGGCGGUAGACUCGAAUGUAAAAAAGAACGUUUCUUUUGGUUCGAAUAUGAAUCUUUCGUUGAAUUCAGGCGCUUCGACUUCCAAGCAAUCUCUCGCUUCUCCGGACACGUCGGUACCAAAUGCGAAAAAAUCUGCCACCAUACCUGAGAUCAUCGAACCUCGAUUCAAGCCGAUUCCUUCUAACGCCAUUCAAGUCGCUCCGGAAUAUUUGAUCGACGAAGAUAGAAUUCCAAUUAAUCGUAUUCACGCCUUCAUCCCAUACUAUUACGAAGGAGAACCUUUAAGAAUAAAUUUCGAUUGUCCGGUGAGUGCUUUUCAGAAUCUAUAUAUCGAAAUUUGGCGCGGUUUAAACAGAGGCAUAUACCAACAAUUCCAAAUCAUUGAGCCGAUGAUCGAAAGUUACAACCGACGUCAAACCUACGAAAUACCGAGAAUCGAGACAGAGGCUAAUGCGUGGAAAAACCACUUGAACCUCGUGAGAAACACAUUUGAAAAUGAUUCCCAUAACGCUCGAUAUUUGUACGGACCGAUUUGGACUUACAUAAGUUUACGAGAUGCUUUAGCAUGGCCAUUUACCAUCCUGGGCAAAGUGCGAAAUCAACCGAUCGAAGUAAUUUACGAUUCCCGGUUACAGCAUUCUCUCGUGUCGAAUUCGGUGGUCAGUUACUUGGCUUGGUCGAAUCCGGGGUUGAUUACAAAGCAAGCACUCGAAGCGGAGACGGUGAUUUAUAUUCCUUGGCGCGACGAUUUUCGAGUAAAAAGUAACUUUUCAGUAUAUUUUCCGAUCACUCUCAACCCUGGAAUGCCAGGAUACGAAAAUGACGAGCAUAUCGUCAACUGCUACGUUACUGAACUUCACCCUUAUCGGAUUUCUGGUGAAGUUAAAGGUACCAUAAUUCUCGGACGGAAUUUUACAUCGAAUAUUAUCAAAUACGAUGAUAAUAAGGUCGAAUUUACGCUCAAAGGUACGCGAACAAAUCCUACUCCUCGAAUAGUCCGUUGCAAGAAGAUGUUGCCAUUGAUUCGAGUAGAUGGCAUCUUAAACACCCUUCGAAUAAUGUCACCCGAUCAACUUCGAGCGGAAUUCGAACACAUAAUCCUCUACAUUCGAGCGAAAAAGACGAAGGAUGGAGUGGACGACGGUCGCUACGACGGUAAAUAGGUUUCGUUCCUUUUUCGAGUUUGUACAAUGUUAUUGUUUCUUUUUCGAGUAUUUUUUGUAUUUUUUCUUUUUGUUUUUCUACUGAUUUUGACUAUGUACCCGAUUAUGACGUUUUUUCUCGAUUGUGACCUUUUUUGUAUUUGUAAUUUUUGUUUAAAUCAGCAGCUGUGAUUUAUGAUCUUUUUAUUUUAUAAUUUUCGAGUUUUUUAUCUUUAAUUUUUUAUCAAAUUUUUGUACUUGUUAUUCGAAGAUAUUUUUAAUUUGAAAAUUUUCCAAAGUACAACUUUUUCCCAAUCUCCUCACUUCAGUUUGCCAGGGGAGAAUUUUAUGUAGCAUAGGUCAUGUUAAUUUGCCUGAAUUUAUUUGGGUAGAUUAACCUAUCUACAUAUUGUUCAAUGAUUCUGGGCUUAAGUGAUGAGAGUGGGGAAAAGUUGAACUUAUGGACGUUAGGUAAGUCCUACCUAACGUAGUAGGUACCAAUAAUAAUUCGAAUGGUGAUUAGUACGGACGUUUUGAAGUGUUACGCGAUCGCGUUAUAUAAUUAAUCCUUUUUCUUUUCAUGUUUUUAUUUUUCUAAUAAUGUUUCGAGUAAGAAUAAAAUGAAUUAGUUUCGAGUGUUAAA
Messenger RNA from Planococcus citri (citrus mealybug), 2563 nucleotides. RefSeq lists its product as uncharacterized. The transcript is spliced from 2 exons. NCBI's taxonomy places the organism in Eukaryota, Metazoa, Arthropoda, Insecta, Hemiptera, Pseudococcidae. The record is from RefSeq and is a predicted model, not a curated record. The coding region runs from base 145 to 1941 and encodes 598 amino acids.